Molecule: messenger RNA, 2218 nt
Organism: Magallana angulata
Lineage: Eukaryota; Metazoa; Mollusca; Bivalvia; Ostreida; Ostreidae
Product: aminoacylase-1-like
Exons: 16
Coding region: 74-1279 (401 amino acids)
Biological process (GO): amino acid metabolic process
Cellular component (GO): cytoplasm
Molecular function (GO): aminoacylase activity
Source: RefSeq, a predicted model, not a curated record
UCAGGGUAUUUUGAUACACGUUCGACUUUCCUCUGUAAAACUUCGACGGACGGUGUUCACUUAGUACGAGAAAAUGACGGAGGAAAAAGCGGUGACAGUUUUCAGGGAUUAUCUAAGGAUUAAAACUGUACACCCAACACCGGCCUACGAUGAAGUAGUUGUGUUUUUGGAGAAUCUGGCAAAAGAUGUGGGCAUUCAGUGCAGGACACUCGAGGUGCAUCCUGGGAGAGUCGUGGUGAUUAUGACGAUUCCUGGAUCUGACCCGUCCCUGCCCUCCAUCAUGUUGAACUCCCACACAGAUGUCGUUCCUGUAUUCCAGGAUCAGUGGGUGUGUGACCCGUUUGAGGCAAAAAAGAUGGAGAAUGGGGACAUAUACGCAAGAGGAACACAGGACAUGAAGAGUGUUGGCAUACAGUAUAUGGAAGCCAUUAGAAAACUAAAGAAGGAGAAUAAACUAAAUUUCUUAAGGACGAUUCAUGUUACAUGGAUACCAGAUGAAGAAAUAGGAGGAAAACUAGGAAUGGCCAAAUUUGUUCAACACGAAGAAUUUAAGAAACUGAAUGUAGGUUUUGGACUGGAUGAAGGUCUGGCCAAUCCUACUGAUGCUUUUACUGUGUUCUAUGGAGAAAGAAUUCCAUGGUGGAUUCGAGUUCGAUGUCCCGGAAAACCAGGUCAUGGGUCAAGGUUCAUAGAGGACAAUGCGGCAGAAAAAGUGAGAAAAGUAAUAAACAGUUUUCUUUCAUUCAGAGAUGAGCAAGAGAAAAAACUCAAGACUCAUGGCUGCUUACGACUAGGUGAUGUUACCACAGUGAAUCUGACCAACCUUAAGGGAGGAUUUGAACAAUCACUGAACGUUGUUCCGACUGAAAUGUUUUUAGGGUUUGACAUUAGAAUCGCUCCUACUGAAGGCUUGAACGAUUUCAAAACAAUGAUGGAGGAAUGGUUGAAACAAGCCGGGGAAGGUAUCACCUAUGAAUUUGUUCAAUACAACCCAGCCCAAGGUAUGACCUCCACAGACAAAAGCUGUCCAUGGUGGAGCACCUUCACCUCUGUGUUUGAGAGACUAGGCAUUACAAUUGAGAAGGAAAUCUUUCCAGCUGCUACUGAUAUCAGAUACAUCCGGGAGCUCGGUAUACCUGCCCUUGGAUUUUCCCCGAUGAACAACACACCGAUAUUGCUUCACGACCACAACGAGUUUCUGAAUGAGAAGGUUUUCCUGCGUGGGAUAGACAUCUACUGUGAACUUAUCCCUGCUCUAGCCAACCUACCUAAGCAAUAGUGUCAUUGUGAUGUCAUCAAGACGUCAGUGUUAUAAAAAGUUGUCAUUAUUGGGCUGCGCUUUAUUAAUAUAUACUUUUGAUAACCAUUAGGCAUUGCCUAAAAUUUUAAUAAAAUCUAUACUUGAAUAAUUUGAAUAUUAAUUUAAAAGUUUUUGAAAGCAUUGAAACAUCAAAAACGAGUUUACUAACUUUAAUUUGGUUUUGAUUAACUGACUAUCAGAAUUUUCAUGUGGUGCAGAAUAAAGACUAUAGGUUAGUAAAAUGAUAUUGUCGUAAUUGUUUUAGGAGGAACAUUUAGUUUGACCUAGGUAAAUGUGACCUUAAUAUAUAGUCCAUAUGUAGUCAGUUCACUGUAAUUUUCGCUGAUCAUUUCUGAUUUGUUCAUUGGGAUCAGAUGUCGUGACUACCGGUUUUAAUUGUUAUGUAUUUUUGUUUACUUUCUCUGUUUAGAUCGUCUUUAUAGUGGGAGAAAUACGUCAGUUAACUUUUACAUGUCUUGCUGAAAUGGAUCAAUUAAAAUCAAUGUUUUGAUGAUUUUUUUCAAAUUAAAAUAUAUAUUUAACAUACGCAAAGGUUCAAGUUGAGAAGUUUUUUUUCACCAAAAAAAUUUCUUGUGCAAUGAUAAUUAUAUUCUAAUACCCCCUUAAAUUCUUAUGUAUUUAUUAAUAAGAUUAAUAAGAAUUCCAAACAAAAGAUAUAUAAAAUUAAAAUUCAUAACGAGUAAAGAAACUACAUUUUGAAAGUGAAAAAAUCCAUAUAUUGAUCACAAGCUGAACACAAGUCAGGGAUGUAAAUGAUUUGAUUAUAUAUCUAUGUAUUUAAGAUUUAUGGUGCUAUGGUUGUAAGGGUUUAUAUAUAAAAAUCAAAGAGAAUGAGUGUAAAGUUGAUUUUUUUUUUACAAUAAAUGCAUUUAUUUUAAAAAUAUAAUGGUGUUUCAC